Messenger RNA from Dama dama (fallow deer), 1775 nucleotides. RefSeq names its product protein lifeguard 2-like. Gene Ontology annotation, cellular component: membrane. The coding region runs from base 60 to 977 and encodes 305 amino acids. The transcript is spliced from 10 exons. The record is from RefSeq and is a predicted model, not a curated record. Lineage: Eukaryota; Metazoa; Chordata; Mammalia; Artiodactyla; Cervidae.
AAAAAAGGUGUGAACUACUUGUAAAAGGGCAACGGGCAGCAAGAGGAGUCAGUCAGUCUAUGCCAAGGAAAAUGGACUUGGAGGUCAGUGAACCCAUAGACUUUAGCUCUGGAGAUCAUCAACAUCUGGUUCGGAAAGCUUCAGAUUCUUAUCCUGGGGGCAAGACUUCUCGGUCCUACGGAACUGCACCUUCCACUGAGGGGCCACAACAAGCUCGUGGAAAUCCACACUCAAAGGCUGGUAAGCGAGCAGAUACCUACGUGGUGCAGAUUUCACCAGAGACGACGACAGACGACGUCAGCCCAGACCCAUUUUCAGAAACAGCUGUCCGCAGAGCUUUCAUCGUAAAAGUGUUCUUCCUCCUGUCCAUUCAGCUUCUGAUCACUGGGGCAAUCAUCAGCCUGUUUGUUUUCUGGGACGCUUUACGAUCUUGGGUGAUCAAGCAUCCCUGGUUCAAUUACUCACUCUUGCCAGCCUUUUUCGUUGUAUUUAUUAUACUUGCCUGCUGUGGGAAACUCCGCCGCCAGGUGCCUGCGAAUUACAUUCUCCUGGGAUUAUUUACAAUUCUUCAAGGUUUGCUGCUAGGAACCGUGUCAGUUUUCUAUAACGCCGAGGAAGUGUUAUGGGCAACAGGAGUGACUGCUCUGGUGACGCUAUCACUCAGUCUAUUUGCUCUUCAAACAAAAUGGGAUUUCAGUUUGCUAAAUGGAACGCUGUUUGUUUUACUCUUCGUACUUAUCAUCUAUGGAAUUCUCUUAAUUUUCAUUCGAUCAUAUUGGUUGCAUCUAUUGUAUGCUGGACUUGGAACUGUGCUCUUCUCACUAUACUUGGUGAUGGAUGUGCAGCUGAUGGUGGGAGGGCGCCAUCAUCAUUCUAACCUGGACCCUGAAGAGUAUGUUUUUGCUGCCCUGAACAUUUACAUGGACAUAAUCAACCUUUUCCUUUUUAUUUUGCAACUGAUUGGAAUGGGACGGUAGUCACAUGGGCAAGGCUGGCUCAUGCUGAAGAGAGGGAAGGAGGGACGGCUGUGAAGACUGCAGAGGUUACCACUCCAUAAGCCCCUCUAUUUUAUAAAAUAAUUUUAAAAAUACUUUUUUUCUUGUCAAAUGAAAGCAAGCAUUUGGUAGACGGUAGCUAUAGCUGUUAUAUAUAUAUAUAUAUUUAGUUCCACUGUUAUGUUACAAAACUUUCUGGUGGACAUUUUCUGAUUUUUAUAAAUUUAAAAGAUGAAUACAUAACUACAUACUUAAAAACAUUUGUAAGAUGCUCAUUACUUUGUUGAAGUUUUCCAGGUACUACUUAAAACUGUAAACAGUGUCCCUAUCUACAUGAAUAAAACUGAUUACAGAAACCUGUAUUUACUACAUCCUCUUCUCUUGAUGUGGAUAUGUGGUGGGAAUAUUUUGCCAUCUGACUUGAGAGUAAGGUGAACCAAAGAAUUCUGCCUUUCUCUUGGAUUCAAGUCAGACUGCAGAAGUAAAUUCUAUCUUGAGAGAUCUCUUUGCUUCUGUCUGAAACAAAUAUCUGUUUGCUCCCAGGCCAACCUCUGAGGGCUGAACUACUUCAGUGUCUGGCAGGAAGAUAAGCAGGGGCCAUUUCUAGCACGGAUGGAUUGUGCGGGGGAUAGGAUGGGGAAAUCAGAUGACAUCUUCUAGUCUCUCUAGAUUUAUCAUGGAGCUUUCUCUCUAGAUUUAACUGAACAUACAGAUCUCAGAUAGGACAUAUGGGCGUAAGUAACAAGCACUAUAGUCACAUACACCUACCUGAAUUUGAUU